This is a messenger RNA of Funneliformis caledonium, 478 nucleotides long. The record is from the annotation of a GenBank genome assembly. NCBI's taxonomy places the organism in Eukaryota, Fungi, Glomeromycota, Glomeromycetes, Glomerales, Glomeraceae.
GGAUCCCGGAAUAUUGGCUAUAGUAGCAGGCGAUAGUGAUUACGUACCAUUAGUACAAAGUGCUCUGGAUAAAGGGUGGAAAGUUGAAAUAUGGUUCUGGUCAUCAGGAUUAUCUGGAGAAUAUAAACCUAAAUUAUCUAAUAAAUUUGGUAUAAACUAUAGCCUCCAUUUUCUGGAUGAUGAAUAUAAAAAAUUUACAUAUGCACGUAGUCCAGAAUCUUCUCGGGAAUUCACUUUUAAAAUCGAACAUAAAUGUGUUGAAAUUUUAAAAGAUGAAGACGUGUUGAAAAUUUUCGUUGAUUUGGAUUUAUUUGGAUGGUGGCAUUGGAAUAAUUAUAAUCAUUUAUUUAUUUAUGUUAAUACAGGAAAACAGAAAGAAGAGGUAGAAAAGGUGUUUAAACGAUUUGAAGAAAAUGAAGAACACGAACAUUUAAAACUUCUAGUAGAAAUAUAUAAAAAUAAGCUUAGCGAAAAAUAA